UCGGUGUUCCAUGUGCACCCAUUUGCAUCCAUAAUUAAGGCCGAUAACGUCAUCGCUUAUCGCAUGAUCCAAUCAGGCGGUGAAUACACAGGCGAUCAUUUAAUUCCUUUCAGAAAAAUAGCAAUCUGCUGGUCACAACAGAUAGCGACGACCACAGCUCGUUGUCUCCGAUCGUGCAUGAUUCUCCGAUCGAAAUGCUUUGGCAGCAAUUUGAUGGCGACUACUCCUCCGUGGUUUUGCACUUCGAUGGACAGCGCGGGCGCAGGGAAGGAGGAGGACAGAUGAUUUAGCCCGAGACGGCAGCUCCUUCCACCGUCAAUCUCCUCCGUCGACGUACGCGAGCAGCGUCGAUCCAAAUCCUGCUGUUCUCGUUUGCUUCCGUGGCACAAUCCCAUUCGUCGGCCAGCGGUGGCAGCGAAGCGAAUCCAAACCGUGAGCGUCAUUCUAGAUCUCCUUAUCCGAUCCCUGCCAAUGGCGUCGCGUCGCCCGCGUGGCCGCGGGUCCACCCGCGUCGCCUCGGCUAGCUUCUCGCAUCUUCUUUAAAAAUGAACUCCAUUUUCACAUUCCUCAGCUCGUGGUCUUUCAUGGGUGAGCCUUCAUCAGCUUCCUACAUUAGAAAGGUGCAACAUUUGAUCGAGCAAUGCCUGGUGUUCCACAUGAACAAGGAGGAAUGCAUCGAGGCCCUUUCCAAACAUGCCAAUAUCGAUCCCGUCAUCACUUCCACUGUUUGGACGGAGUUGGAGAAGGAGAACAAGGAGUUCUUCCAGACGUACAUGAAGGGGCAAGAGGAGAAGGCAUUGGACAUGGCUACCGAGGAGAGGGUGCAGAAGAUGCUGGCUGAGGAGGCUGCCAAAGAUUUGGACAAGGAUAUAUAGUGAAUAAUUAUUAGUUAAGAUCGAUCGGCAAGUUUAUGUUUUAAGUACUUAUUUAUAUUUAUAUUUAUAUGUUCUGUUAAUAUUAUAAGGUUUACUGAAUUAAUUAAAAGUUCAAGAACCAUUGCUAUGAAA
Molecule: messenger RNA, 1007 nt
Organism: Zingiber officinale
Lineage: Eukaryota; Viridiplantae; Streptophyta; Magnoliopsida; Zingiberales; Zingiberaceae
Exons: 4
Coding region: 546-875 (109 amino acids)
Source: RefSeq, a predicted model, not a curated record